Hibiscus syriacus is the source of this 854-nucleotide messenger RNA. RefSeq names its product actin-depolymerizing factor 2-like. NCBI's taxonomy places the organism in Eukaryota, Viridiplantae, Streptophyta, Magnoliopsida, Malvales, Malvaceae. Bases 8 to 565 code for a protein of 185 amino acids. Gene Ontology annotation, biological process: actin filament depolymerization. The transcript is spliced from 3 exons. The record is from RefSeq and is a predicted model, not a curated record. Gene Ontology annotation, cellular component: actin cytoskeleton; cytoplasm. Gene Ontology annotation, molecular function: actin filament binding.
GCAGAAAAUGAAUUUCCGCUGCGGCAGCAGGGUCGCCGAAAUAAAAGGACCCUUAACCUCACAUCUCAUCAUCGGAGGAAUUUUCUUUCUCUAUAUUUUAUCACCCAUUUCCUUCUCCGUCGAUCUCGAUCGUUAUCCUCGCAAGAUGGCCAACGCCGCAUCAGGAAUGGCUGUGCACGAUGACUGCAAAUUGAAGUUUUUGGAGCUCAAGGCAAAAAGAACCUACCGCUUCAUUGUUUACAAAAUUGAGGAGAAGCAGAAGCAAGUUAUUGUGGAGAAGCUUGGUGAGCCAACUGAGAACUAUGAGGAUUUUACUAACAGUCUUCCUGCUGAUGAAUGUCGAUAUGCCGUGUAUGAUUUUGAAUUUCUAACCCCAGAGGGUGUCCCAAAGAGCAGGAUAUUUUUCAUUGCAUGGUCUCCUGAUACAUCAAGGGUGAGGAACAAGAUGAUAUACGCAAGCUCCAAGGACAGAUUCAAGAGAGAAUUGGAUGGAAUUCAAGUGGAACUGCAAGCAACAGACCCGACUGAGAUGGGUCUUGAUGUAAUCAAAAGCCGCGCUAGCUGAAUAUCGAUCUUUCAGGCUGUGCAAUGGGGGCUUCCUCUAGCUAUCUUUACUUGAUUGAAAUGUUUAUAAGUUGUGGACUGGUGAACUCGGAUAAUUAGGAUUGUCAAUUUCUGAGUUUUUCAAGAUGAACCUGUGCUUCCUGGGUAUGUGUUUUGUUUUCUAUAGAACCUAAAAGUUGGGUGUUUUUGUGUAAUGUAUUCUCUUCAAGCUAAUAUGCAACUGUUUGGUAGGGGGUAUGCAAACACUUCAUUUCAUUUAUAAGUACUUUAAAUAUUGGCCCUUCCUUGCC